AUCUUCAGUGACCAAUGACUUAGCUUCGUCUAUGAUACAAUUUUACCAUGACAAUUAUCCAUACGAAGGUCAAGCUGACUCUGAACUCGACUCCUGUCCUCUUCCGGGAAUUAUUACUCAUAGGAAGAAAAUUCAUCUUGAUGACGAGCUUUCUGAAAAGUAUCUUGUGCUUCAAAAGGCUCUGGGUGACGCAGCCAAGGUUUUCCUCAGUCAGAAGCUCUUAGAUUCAAAUGAGCUUAUCCGCAACAGAGCGUUCCAAUCCAAAGAGUUCAUGGAUGCAUUAGAGAUACUAAGUUCAAACAAGGAGUUACUUGUGAAUCUUAUUCAAGACCAAAAUUCGACCCUACUGAGACACAUUCAAGAUAUUCAGCAUGCUCUUGGUAGUGAACUUUUAGAAGGGACGAGUACUUCCGAGAAAAUUGAGGAUUCUGUAAGUAGUGACUUACUUCCAAAACAAAACCAUCAUAAAAUUUUCAGGAAGAAGGAUAAACUCAAGGGAAGUGAUAUUUCUCAGGAUAGAAGCCAAAUAGUUCUUUUGGAGCCAAGCCCAGUAAAAGUUGAGAAUGACUCAGUAACUCAAAUUCUAAGUUCUUCACCUCUUUCACAUCAUUGCUUGAAACAAGAAGAAGGUUUAAGAGCUAAGUCAUAUUUUUCUAUUAAAGGAAUCAAGAGAAGGUGGGGACGUGUCAUGGGUGAGAACAAAAAGGAGAAACAUCCAAUUUCCAUGGACAAACUACUGGAUAAAAUUUCAUAUGGGUUUAAAGAUUCAGGUGAUACUCAAAAGGGUAUUGUUUUGGCUAGCAAAAGUUCUUGCGUUUCUCAGAAUUCUUCUCAACUUUUUGCAGUUGAGAAGAAAAGGGAGAAGCCAAAGCUGAACAUUGAACAUCCUCAACAUGGAGAUUUUGCCAAUGAAUAUCUAAAUGAAAUGUUAACUGUGAGAGAUGAAACGGAUAGCUCACCAACAGUCUCUAAAUCCUUGGAAAGAGUAGUUUCUCUUCGGGAAUGUCACUUAUUAUCUCCUAGAUUUAGUCAAGAAAACAGCGAAGAACUUUUAUUGUCACCUCAAAAGAUCAUAUUUUCCUCAUCGCAGCAGGUAAAUGGAGAAAUUCCUGUUGACCAUUUAAGCCCACUGAGUCAAAAUUUAGAUCAAGAUGCCAAAAUGCUUGAAACUGAAUUGAACCAAGAAUGUGUUGCAGAUGACUUGAAGCUAAAAGGAGGUAUUAAAAUUGUAGAAACAUCAGAUAUCAAACUUUUGGAAGAACAUGAUGAUUUGGAUGUACUCUCUGAAUCAAUUGGCAAUGAACCAGGUGUAAUGUGUGAAGUAUGUGAGGCUGAAGGAUCAUCUGCAUUUGGAGAGCUGAAGACAGCAGAUGAUAAACCACUAUUGGUGAUUCCAUCUUUAUCCAUUUCACCCGGAAUUUUACACGUAGAAAAUUCAGAAAACUCUGAUUGCAUCCUUGAAAAGCCAGAUAGGCCAAGUCCAGUAUCGGUUCUUGAACCAUUCUUCUUGGAAGAUACCAUCAGUCCUGGGAGCACAACGGCCAAUCAUGUUGUUCUGGCCCUACAACAUCAGCAAAUUGAUUUCCAAGAUCACAUCCAUUCAACAAUUGUACUAACCGCACAAGAUUCUGAAGACCAGCCAUCAACUUGUUUCGAUGAAAAGAAGGCCAUAUUUGGUUACGUAACAACACUAUUACAGUCAUCUGGCACGAAUCACUCUCAGAUUUUAGAGACACACAGUUCAUCCUAUCAGUUUCUGGACUCAUCCGUAUUGGAAGAAGUCGGAACAAUGUUCAGUCUAUCACCCGAUGAUGCAAUGCUUCUCUUUGAUUGUACAAAUGAAGUCCUCGCAGAGAUUAAAGAGAGAUUAUUUUGUUGCACUUCUUGGGUCCAUAUCAUCAAGCCCAGUAGCCAGGUGAUCCUAAGGGGACCAGAUUUUAUACAAGAAGUCUGUAAAGGCAUUGAUAGGCAUCUUCAACUAUCAGAAUUAGAAGGUAGAAGUUGGAUGGAUCUUUGGUCGGAAAUCGAAGAAACUGUUUUUGAGAUGGCUGAUAUCAUUCUUGACGAAAUAAUAGAGGAAAAUAUGGCUUAAAUAAUUUUCAGGUGUGUAGACAUGUUGAAGAGCUUUAGUGUUUACGGUGAAGUUUGAUUGCAAGCUUGUAAUUAAGUUUGUGAAUGAGCGUAAAACAGAAUAAGAUUGCAGAUGAGGUUGUACAGUUUUCAACGUUAUUUGUUUUUUGGUUUGGCGAGAACUUCCUCACGAUCAUUCGGACCAGGAGUAUCAAACCUCCCGGCAUGGCUAUAUUGUAUUUUCAAAUUCUUUCAAUUAA
Messenger RNA from Asparagus officinalis (garden asparagus), 2330 nucleotides. RefSeq lists its product as uncharacterized. Bases 32 to 2092 code for a protein of 686 amino acids. Lineage: Eukaryota; Viridiplantae; Streptophyta; Magnoliopsida; Asparagales; Asparagaceae. The record is from RefSeq and is a predicted model, not a curated record. The transcript is spliced from 4 exons.